This is a messenger RNA of Lingula anatina, 2340 nucleotides long. RefSeq names its product cell adhesion molecule DSCAM-like. Gene Ontology annotation, molecular function: cell adhesion molecule binding. Gene Ontology annotation, biological process: cell-cell adhesion. The record is from RefSeq and is a predicted model, not a curated record. Lineage: Eukaryota; Metazoa; Brachiopoda; Lingulata; Lingulida; Lingulidae. Gene Ontology annotation, cellular component: plasma membrane; cell-cell junction.
AUGGCGGCAACGCUGUAUGUCCAGGCUGCACCUUGUAAUUUCCAAUGGCAAGCGCCAGAGCGCCAAUAUGCCAAUGAAGGUGGACAGUUCACCGUAGACUGUAGCUUUACUGCCAACUACCAGCCUUCCAACUAUUUGUAUGUAAUCGCAUGGAGAAAUCCUUUAGGACUUGCCUUAGAGUUGGUAUUGCAUAACGACAAUAUCAUAGACGAUGCCACACUAGACCAGUGGAACCGUCAAUACACCUUCAUCAAACCAGCCACAGUGCAGCUUUCAGCAGCAACAGCAGCGGAUGCUGGCAACUACACGUGUAGAGUUCGAUUAAUCCUAGGAUGCGAUUCCACUAGCAUACCUGAUAAACAGAUUCAAAUUGUGCUGAGAGUUCCUCCAUCUAAAUCUGUGAUCACACGUUACCAGUCUACAGGAUUUACUGUUAGUGAAGGCGACUAUCCCAGACUGAAGUGUAUGUCAGCUACAGGUACUCCACCGCUUGUAUACACCUGGGGUAGAGGUAGUACUUCACUCACUGGUACACCUGACAGUGCUAACACCUUCAGUAUACUGACCAUACCCAGUAUACAGAGAUCACAACAAGGACCAUAUCAGUGUAGUGUACAGAAUGCAGCAGGAGCCAAUACAUCAGAUAGCGUGACUCUGGAUGUUCAGUAUCCCCCUGGCAGAGCCACCGUGGACGGUGGUCAAUCUAGCACCACUGUGACAGCAGUGGAGGGUCAGCCACAUACUCUAAACUGUGAAUUCACUGAUAAGGGCAAUCCACAGGCUACAUCCUUUGACUGGUAUGUCCACAGUUCCACUGAUUCAAGCAGACAAGCAGCAAGUUACUGGAUAUCUCAGACAGCUCUGACAGACUCUGGCACAUAUCAUUGUAGACCAUCCAAUGCAAUAGGCAGAGCCCCAAGCACAAUACAAAGUAACCCGCAGAACCUGACAGUCAACGAAAGUGAUGUCUCAGUACAGUUGACGUGUGUUGCCCGAGGAAAACCAGUACCAACAGUCACGUGGACACGUGGCAACCAGGAUGUAAACAGUCAGCUAUACACAGUACAGGACACACCACAGUUGAAUGGUGUCACACAAUAUGACACUGUCACCAGUACCUUGACACUGGCUGGACCAGGCCGUACUGGGGACAAGGUGACAAGAACUGACCAUGGCUACUACAGCUGUACAGCCAGUAAUGGUGUGGGAGCUGUCGCAAAGAGUUCUUUCUAUAUCAAUGUACAGUACCGUGCAGAACUACACCCCACAAAAGUAUCAGUGAGAGAAGUGGCUGCAGACAUUGGCUCAGUGGGUCUCUUUACUUUAUAUGUGGUGGGAAAUCCAAAACCAACCAGUUCUACCUGGAUGAGAGUAAAUGGAAGUCUUCCUGCAAAUGCUGUACCAGGACACGAUAUUGAUAAUCAGAUAUCCACAUUAACAAUACCACACCUGGGGGGCGAAGACUUUGGAACGUACACAUGCGUUGUGAAGAAUGCAGCAGGGGAGAGAGGAUUUACAUUCAUUUUAGAAAUGAGAGGGAAACCCGACCCACCCACCGAUAUUUCUGCCCUUAAGGUGUCUGCAGUAUCUGUCACUGUUCAGUGGACAUCAAACAAAAAUGGAGGAUAUGAACAGACAUUUACUAUACAGUAUAAGGCACCUGGUGAAGACUGGCAAUCCAUAACCAACAUAGAAGACCCUGGGUACAAACGGAGACGUAGUUAUAAAGUACAGAAUUUACAAGCUGACACUCAAUAUAGAUUUAGAGUGGAAUCAAGGAAUAAGGAUGGCAGUGGGGGCUAUUCUUAUGAACUUGUAGUGCAGACUAAAUUGGAUGUCAAAAGAAACAUUGCUACAAUCAAAUGGUCCCUUCCUGAAGGAGAAUUCGCAGGUUAUGGAAUACAGUACUGUGUUCAAGGAACAAACCAGUGUGCUUCCCACAAUAUAACCAAUGUAACAGUCACAUCAGCUAAUAUCACAUUGCCUGAUGAUGGUCAUCAGUAUGAGUUCUCUCUGAUUGUGUACCAGGGGGACGAUGCUGUGGUCUCUUCAUUGCUUAUUAAGCAAGAAGCACAAACGGCGCAAGGCAGUUUCCCUGUUGGAGUGGGGGUUGGCGUGAUAACUGCAGUCGUAUUGGUUGCCGUCACCGGUGUUUUUGUAUUCCUGUAUUUCAGCCGAAGAAACCGAAAUCACAAUAACGCAAACAGGAAUGAUGGCAUGGGUCGAGAAAAUGUCACCAAUGAGUUAUCCGUUAUACAGAGUAGAGAGGAAAAUAACCUUUAUGAAAAACCUUACCAAGCUGAAGAAACCCAACCCGCCUACGCUGUUCUUAAAUAUUAA